Symbiodinium natans is the source of this 3825-nucleotide messenger RNA. The record is from the annotation of a GenBank genome assembly. NCBI's taxonomy places the organism in Eukaryota, Dinophyceae, Suessiales, Symbiodiniaceae.
AUGGGACUCGGAAGCUUCUCUCUGCUUCUUCUGGCGAAAAUCUUUGAAGCUGGCUUGAAGCUUGAUCGAAGCGCCUACUUCUUCCCAGCCCCUGGAGAUUUGACUUUCAACCACACCACCAGCUGCCUCUGCCAGUGCGACUGUGGCGACGACAAGAGGGCGACCCCGUGGUAUCAGCUGCUCACAAGCUUCUUCCUCUGGAGCUCAGGUGGAGGCGUUCCGAAGCAGGUGAUGCCAUCGCCACCUCCCCGCGCCGACGCGGAAAGGGCCUUAUCACAAUGCCUUCCGGGCGAUAGGCUCGUCACCUGGUAUGAAGACGACGAUCUAUGGCACGAGCGAUUGUUGAUUUGGCCCAAGGACAGGCAAAGCUGGUGGGUUGCUACACCCGACGGCGAUAUGUACCUCGAACCAAUAGUUGGAGACGGCACCCUCGGUCCCCUUACUUUCCGGAUCAAAGGCGUCGACUUCACCUACUGGUCCAGGCUCACCAGGCCGGUGUACCGCUUCUCGGAAAGCGUCAGCGAUGAGGACUUCAAAGGCUGGAUCCGCGAGGCUCUGCAAGAGUUACGUGGGAUGGAGGGACCUAGCCCUGAGGUUCCUAGACAUGUGCGAAACAUGAAGGGGGAUGUUGUCGACGCGACGGCCUAUCUCGGAACCAUCUUGGUGCCCCGCAGGGUCGGGGCCAAGCGGCUUGUCACCGCCAGCCCUACAUCGAGCCCGGCGACUUCACACGAGUUUCCUGUCCUUUCUUCGACAGACAUGUGGGUUAUUGCCGACCCUCGAGGUGAACUUCAAAUCGGAGCCGAGCUGACCCCUUCGCCAGGAGACUUGUUCCUCGGCGGCAAAGAUGCUGCGUUUUUUCGGGCUGGCUUGUGGGUCAGGGGUGAGCUUGUAGAUAGAGCGUUGCUGGAUGCUUGGCAGCUUGAGCGCUUGAAACACCUGACGGGCAAGCCCCUUGUGGAUGCGGCCGCCGAGCGCCUCGGCAUCCGCCCGGACCCCGAAGACCCUCUGAAGAACCGUGCGGGCGAGGCCAGGGAGACCCCCGAGGUAAAGGACGAUGAUGAGUCCGAUGCCAGGACACUUUGGGUUGAGUUUGAUGACCAAGGUGACAGAUUCCGAGAAUGGAGGAAGGUUGUGUCCGACUCCGCGGCCCAUGCUUGGAAGGACUGGCCGCACCAAGGACCGGCGUCGCUCUUGCACACAAUGAAACAUUUCCAUCGGCAUGGAGGUGACCCUCGCUCUUGGCUACAGGCAUGGCUCCGGAAACAUCAUCUUGCUGAGACCGACAGGACGGCUCAUGAGGUCCGCUCGUUGGUGGAGGCAUUGUGGUUGGGAGGAUGCUACGACCAACUAAAUAUGCCGAGCCUAGCUUCGUUCGAAGCGAUCGGUCGACGACUUCAAACAAUCGUAGAAGCGUACUCCAAUGGAGCCAAUGGAGUUCCUGACUGGGGCCACGCGAGACUCUUCACUGGUGCGGUCUCGGCCGACGACGUCGUAUCGGCCGAGCUGCGGUCAUGGGCAGCAAGGCGUGGCAAAGAAGAAGUAGAACUCAUUGCCGCUCGCUCAAAGAUCAAGGACAUGCGCAAGCUCCUGACCGGCGCUGAGACCACGAGCUCGACCCUGGAUGAUGCGCUGCCGAAUCCCAAAGGGAAGCAGAAGGGUGGGCGCCUUCGCAAGCCGGAGGUGGACACGAAUGAGGCGGUACGGGCUCUCAAUUGGAUGGCUGGUGCCCCUCAGGAUCGUGGCGCUUUUUCGCCUUCCCGGCUUCAACAGGAGGCCCUCGAACAUGUGAAGGCGGCGUGUGUGGCUUCCCUUGAACUUCCCGAGGGCGCUACUUCCCCUUGUUCCCCGGAGGCAGCCUUUCGAGAGUUGCUCCGCGGCUCCUCGGUUUACGAGGCGGCCGGUUCAACCUUGGCGUCCUUCAGCCUUGACCGCGUCAGCUUGCCGGAAUCUGUUCAUGACUGUCCGCAGGUGACCGACCUGCUCUACGGCACCGACGCCCAUCAGUAUUUGGAGGACCCCGAGCGCAUGCUGAAACCAGCUGAAGACCACAGUGACAUUACCCCGUACUGGGACCCCUUGUUGAGGAAGAGCGUCCGACAUUACAAGUCACUCAUACAGCGUUUGCAUAAGAUCGGCUACUGCAGCUAUACUUUAACCCCAAAAGAACGAGCUGGCAUCUUCGUAGUCAAGAAGAGCGAUGGUGUGCGACAGAGGCUUAUCAUCGACGGGCGGAGGGCGAACUUCAGGUUCGCGACUCCACCUUCAGUGCGCCUUUGUUCCCCUGAAAGCUUUGCGAAGGCAGAGAUCACCUGGGAGGAUUUUGAUCACACUCUCUUCCCCGGCUUUGAGGCGCUCCCUGAGUUACAUGUGGGGCUCUCUGACAUUCGCGAUUGUUUUCACCGACUCAAACAACCACGUUGGCUGCAGGAAUUCUUUUGCUUCGAUCCCGUGCCCGCCAAGUGGGUCGGGCUCUCGGGUCAGGAGCUCGGGGGAACACAGCUCAAGCCAGAUGACCUUGUGUACCCUAUGCCGUCUUCAUUGCCCAUGGGUUGUUCAUGGAGUUUGUAUUUUGCCCAGACCAUCUCGGAGAAGUUGAUGGGCGAGGUCAAGGGCCUAGAACAGUCUUCCUUGCUUCGCGAUAGGGGACCCCCUCUGGUCAUCAAAGUUCCGAGAGAGUUGCUAGAAGGUCGGAGCGACCCUGGGCCUGGAGCAGGCAAACCUCGCCCGGAGGGUGAUCCCAGACAUUAUGUGUACGUAGACAACCUGGGGGUCUUGUCCAUGGACAGGUCCGUCGUGGAGUCCUCGCUCUCCUCGAUCACGGAGACAUUUGAGCAGCGAGGCCUGAAGCUCCACCCUGGUGAGGUCAAAUCACACAAAGUCGAUGCACUGGGGUGCCGUUUGUCCGGCAGGCAAUGCCGGGCCUCCUUGAAGCCGGCGCGGAUGUGGAGGCUCCGGCAGGGCAUCAGACACAUGCUAAAGAUGCGGUGUGUCUCGGGUCGUGUGUUGGAGGUUCUCAUCGGACACGCUACGUAUUGCUCCCUUCUCAACAGAUGCCUCAUGCCCAUUUUUCAUGCUACAUACAAGUUCAUCCGAAAACAUUAUGGAGAGAGGGUCACGCUGUGGGCGACCGUCCGCCGCGAGUUUGAGGUCUUUGCGGCUCUCCUCCCUCUGUGUUUUUCGGACUGGUCACGCGCCUGGAAUGGGUACAUCUCGGCUUCUGAUGCCUCGCUCACCGGAUUUGGGGUGUGCGGGCGAAGAAUAGAUCCUGAGAUUGCAGCCCAGGUUGGGAGAGUGCCGGAGCGAGAGCGUUUCCGGCGUUGCCCUUCGACAAGUGCACGCGCCUCUGCCCUCUCCGCUGCCUUGACAGAAAACGAGUCAGACAUGGACCAGGAAGUUGAAGCACUCCUUGAGGCGGGAUGGGAGGUCGACGCCAGCUUCGUUGAGGUCCCCCGUGCUUUGCUCAGGAAGUCAGACUGGGAGGUGAACCUGUAUGGAAAGUGGGCUUACCCGGACGACAUUCUGGUUCUAGAGGGACAUGCGCUGGUCAAGUCUUUGCAGAUGGAGCUGCCCGCUGCGGACCGCUUCAAGGCAAUCACGGCAGCUCUGGCAGCUCUCCCAGCGACGACAGAGACCUGUGCGCUGGAGCACACACUGCUUUGUGUCGUCGACGAAGAGCUGCAGCGACUUCGCGCGCAGAUGGAGAGUCGUGACGUGUCCUCUGAAGCGGCGGAGACGCUGGCAAAGGAGCUGAACCAGCUGGACACCCAGGCAACGGCACGCUGGGCGACGCUGCAGGCCAGUCAGGCCUCGCCGACCCCGUGA